Molecule: messenger RNA, 3671 nt
Organism: Pogoniulus pusillus (Red-fronted tinkerbird)
Lineage: Eukaryota; Metazoa; Chordata; Aves; Piciformes; Lybiidae
Gene: OSTM1
Product: osteoclastogenesis associated transmembrane protein 1
Exons: 6
Coding region: 15-944 (309 amino acids)
Cellular component (GO): cytosol
Source: RefSeq, a predicted model, not a curated record
UCAGCGCGGCCGCGAUGGCGCCGCUGCGCUGCUGCCUGCGGCUGCUCUGCGCUCUGGCGCUGACCCUCGGCCCCGCUGCCGGCGAGGUGCGCCGGCUCCUGGCGCUGGAGGCGCUGGGCGAGGCGGAGGAGCUGACGGAGGAGCUGUGGGGCGCGGGGCUGCCUGGCGACCUCCCCGAGCUGGAGCCCGAGUGCCGCCGCCUUCUCGUCGCCUUCGCGGAGCACAGCGCGGAGCUGACCGACUGCCUGGGCCGCCGCGCCCGCCCGGUGCGGCUCUGCCAGGCCUGCCACCGCUACUAUCACCGUCUCCUCGCACAGUACGGCAACAUCGCCCGUGCCGUCGGGAAUUCCUCUGAGAGCCACAACUGUGCCAAAAGCAUCUUGACCUCAGACAGGCUGCAGAUAGUUGUGACCCUUUCGGAGUUCUUUAAUGAAACCUGGGAGACAGCCAACUGUGCAAACUGUUUAAAGAACAGCAGUGAGGGAUUAUCAGAUUCUACUGUAGAAUUCCUGGAUUUGUUCAAUAAAUCCCUGACGUGUUUUGAACAUAACCUUCAGGGACAGACUUCUUAUCUGUCACCAAAUAACUACACAGAGGUGUGUAGAAACUGCAACGAAACCUACAGGAAGUUGAAUGAUUUGUACAACAACUUGCAGAGGAUGAACAGGCAAGGUGGUGAGUCUGGGCACUCUGCACACUUGUGUAUCGACGUGGAAGAUGCAAUGAACAUCACUCGGAAGCUUUGGAGCAGGACUUUCAACUGCUCCAUGCCCUGCAGUGACACGGUCCCGGUGAUUGCAGUCUCGUCCUUCAUUCUUUUCCUACCUGUUGUUUUUUAUCUCAGUAGCUUCCUUCACUCAAAGCAGAAGAAGAGGAUACUCAUUCUGCCCAAGCGCAUCCAGUCAAAUGCCAGUCUUGUGAACAUCCAAGAAAAAUACAGCUGAGCUGCAAAACAAAACCUGAGAGCUGCUGCUGCUGCUGUACAGUGGGUACAAUUGUGCUGGAAUGAGGCUGGCACAAAAGAGGAGUUAAUUAUGGUUUAGUGUAAUGAUAUGGAGCAACACAAGUUAAACAAAAUGCUGUCUGACUUCUAAGCGAGGAUAUUAACCAGGCAGGGCUGUGUGACACUGUAUGGACUCUGUGGUUUCCUUCAGCCUUGGGCUGAACCUGGUGUUUUUCUCUUUCUAAGCUUUUGUACUUCUCACCAAUAGCAUAACUACACUUCUUGAGUGGUGUUUUUCCUUAUUUAUCAUAUUUGUUUCACAGAAGACUGAAUUCCCAAUCUUUUUGGAAGUGGUUUUCAUAGGCAGGCAGAACUUGAAAUGAUAAUUUGAUGUCCUUGCCUGAAACAGUGUUUAAUUCCAAAGAAUAUCCAGUCUUGCCAGAGUCAGAAUUGACAGGAAACCUUAAAAAAAAGAUAGAAGGAAUAGCUUCUGGUUUUCUUAUAUUGGUCUGACCUCAUGCUUCUGGUAUCUGUUAAAGAAAAAGCAAGGCCAUAAAACAUGGAGAGAAGGUGGUAAACUACUGUGCCCAAAGCCAGCAACAGCACUGCCAAUGCAGAGUGGUCUUUGACUGCAAUGUUCAGCUGGCUCUGAAGCAGGCAACAGGUUUAGUCAUUUGCACACUUUAACCACUAAAAUAAUCACUUGUCAAAGUGUUACAUUUUCAGAGGCUUGUUUUGGAUGGCUGCAGGGGAAUGCUUCACUGUUUUUUCUGUUGUGUUAUUUCCUUUUUUUAAUUAUAAAGGUGUUUGAUGGGUUGGUUUGGUUGUGUUUGUUGUUGCUUUUGUGGAGAAGUGAGGUCAAAUCACUGGAGAUGCUCAAUUCCCUGCUUUAGCAUUUAUGGCUUAAUAAAGAGGAACUUGGCAGGGGAAAAGUUACCUUUUUAUUUUAGCAAUAAAUGAACCAAAGGGUUCUCUAAAGCUGUCCUGAAAGACAAUGAAGAUACUCUGUUGAGGAUUGCUGAUUUCCCAGAACUAGUUUAAAAUCAUCUGGCUUGUGACAUAGGUGAUCAUAAGCAAAUCCAAUCCAAGCUUGUAGGAUUCCAAAGCUGAUGGAGAAAAUCCUGUAGGGCUGCUCAGCAUUACUGACAGGCUGUGGGCUCCAUUCAACCACUGCAGCAGUACCAGCAGUCCAGUUUGGUUGUGAUAGUCCUGUUCUGGGAGAAUAGUGGAGUUGAGAUGAUUUAUAGCUAUAACUGAGGUUAAGGAAUGCCAAAGUCUUAGCUCUCAUUUCAAAUGUGUUGCCUGACUUUGAGGUGAAAAUGCAUGCCCACUACAGCUGAAAAAUUACAUUGAUCUUAGAAUCUCUGCCUGAUGUCUGUCAAAACACCCCAUGAAGUAGUCUGAUGUUACUUGGACUGGCUUUGGAGCCUAGAAUGUUAUUUUCUUUCCCUUUGCACUAAGGCUCAAAUGUAUAACACUGUAAAAACAAAAAAACUAAACCCAGUCCUGAGGGUCUUCAACUCAUUGUUUUUCUUGUUUGUUCUUUUUUUGUGGGUGGGUUGCUUUAAGUUAGGACAGAACUCAAAACUCGGAUUUUAAAGCCAGCUUGAGAGUAUGUUUAAUAUUACAUAAAAUGCUGUGUUAGUGAUGGGUCCCACCCACAGGAUUGCCUUUUUGUGCUUCAUCAGUAAGAAGCAUUUCCCUCCCUCUGUUCAACGUGUGAAUUUCUAAGUCAGCAGUCAGCUUCCAGCAAUAACAUCAAACCUUUUGCUGAUGACAUAAAGUUACCUUCUCGUGGCUGGCAGAGGAAAAGGUUUCUUUUUUUUAUAUAUAUAUAUCUAUUAUUCUUAAACUUCAACUUUCUAGGACUUAUUCAGCUGCCUGCUGCUAAUAGCAUUACAUUGAUUUGGGCCAUCAUAUGAUUGAGAGCUGCUGAAAGCAAUCUUUCAUUCGCGCCAGCUAAAGCCAGUUUGUAUGUGCAGCCUUUCGGAGGGGAACAGCUUUUCUACUGUAAGCAGUGGCUUUUUGAGCACAUUCAUGUUAAGUAGGUCUGAAAGUCAUUACUUUUGGAUAUGGUGGUUAAGCACUUUAAAAAAACCCCAACCCCAAACCCCAAGCAGAUAAUUGAAAAAGAUCAGCUUUCCUUCUUUUCCUGGCUGCUGAGCCAAACGGAAAUACUCAUGUGACUUUAAAGCAGCAGUGAAGGUUUACACUUGAGGGUUUUUUAACUAGCUACUAUUCUCUUUUCUUUUUCUUUCCUCUCCAACUUUGUACUACUAAUUUUCCUUGCCAUGAGUGUUAUAGUUUUGGGAGGGUAUUUAAUAUAUAGAUUGGAAUUCUCUUUGUACUCUGGUUCCUAGAGAAAUGUGGAGCGUGUGGAUUAUGUUGAAAGCAAACCUAGGAUUCUUCUGGCUGCUGCUCUUUUCAUCAUGAGUUUCUCUUUCUUUUGGCCUUUUUUGUGUUUUUUAUAGAUAUAUUAUAUAUAUUUAUAUAUAUUAUAUAUAAUAUAUACACAACAUAUAUAUUAUAUAUAAUAUAUUUACAUUAUAUAUAAUAUAUAUUCUUAUUAGUGAUACUAAAUAGGAUGAACUUUGAAAGUAGUGGUUUGUAUCUUUUUGUGCAAGUAAAAGUUUCUUACUGUGGGGGUAGCCUUUUGAUUUGUAUUUAUACUUCCUAGGAAGCCUCUAAACAUGGGAAGUCAGCUGGAAUAAAGAUUGUCAAUAAACAA